This is a messenger RNA of Moneuplotes crassus, 1168 nucleotides long. The record is from the annotation of a GenBank genome assembly. NCBI's taxonomy places the organism in Eukaryota, Ciliophora, Spirotrichea, Euplotida, Euplotidae.
UGAACUGGAGAACAGUGAUGGAAAAUACUAUAGGAAGGAAUGGCUGCAAGAGAGAUACCAGGAAUGAAGAGAGGGGUUGAGAUGAGGUCUUUAUAAAGAAAGUCGACCUGGACACUAAGACUCCAGUCGAUGUUGCCAAGGCAGUCAGGGACUUAAGCUCAGAGUUGUAUUAUAAGAUGCUGCCUGAAUUUGAGACAAAUGGAUUUCUUGAAAAUUUGUUUUACAUCGCAUUUUGUGUUCAAGUUGGUAAUUUUGAAGCAAUGAUGCAGAAAGCACAUUCUAUAAAAGGGAGCGGAGGCUACGCAGGGGCUUCUAGAGUGUGAGAAGACUGUUAUUGGAUCCAGUAUUCGUUUGAACGAAGGGCUUAUGUUGAUAUGAUGAAGUAUUACCUCAGAUUGGUAGAGCACUCAGCUCAGUUCCGAAUACAUUGGCGUAAGAGGUACUUUGAGCAUCUUGGUACAACAUAUGUAGAAAAACCUGACCAUUGAGAAGUUCCUCUGCCUUUCGGAUGGAGUCUGGAACGAGUUGCAGAUGAAGAAUUCAAAGUGUAUUACCCUGACGACUAUUUAUCCCUAGCCCUUGAGGCAGAGAGAUCUGGUAAAAAGUAUAUCAAAUAAACAGGAAGAUAAAAUACAUAUCGAAUACGAUAACUUAAGCCAAGAGUCUCUACCAUUUCCAAGCAGUCGUUCAUACGAUGGACGAUCUUCUGUGUAUAAAUCAUUCGAAACUCCAAUCUUGCCAUUACACAUAAACCAGAAUCUGGCUCCUAAUGACGUCAGUGAUCUUGACGCGCUAAACUUAGAUAAUGACUUAUGAAAUAACCCCGAUAAAAUAAAGAGUCAGCCUCAGAAUCUGAAAUGUAGGAGUAAGUCGCAACUGUCAUAACAGGAUUGUGUAAGCUUUUAUAGAAUUCGUCAAAAAGGUAAGCUCCAAGAACUUGGGAAAUAGCUUAUUGGCAGUUUCACAUCCGUAUUGGCAGACUGUCACUUGAUGUGUACUAACCAAUGGUAGCAUCAACACCUUCAAGGAGAAUUUUUAGGGAGAAUGAUGGGUCCCAAUACUCUUAAUUGCCUCCUUUAAGGCUUUAUAUGGUGAUGUGAGAAAAAAUACCUGGAUACAAGCAAGAAGGGAUUGGGGAAAUAGGUUAAUCCUUUGGCAAACUAGACAA